UCUUCUCAUCUUUUUGUCUUUUUUUAUGAUUUCUUCAUGCACAUUAGAGUCAUCCUGUGCUCAAACUUCAUUUUAAGAGAGGUUCUUUAUGUCUGAUUCUUUUUCCAGUCUCCUUCACUCAGAGAAGACAAGUUGGAACUGUAACAGCACUCUACAGGGGCACAGCCAGCGUGCAACAAUUGCUGGACUGAUGCAGAUCGCGGCAGCUGCAGGGAUGAACGGCUGGAGCUGGGGAAACGCUGGGAAUGCCAGUAAAUCGGAGAGAAGUGGGCCGCGCAGAGGGAAGCUGAUGAUGCUGCUGUGGAUUAUCCUCUCCAGCUCGCUGUGCCUGAUGGUGGAUGGCCAGCUGAGGAUCUCACCAGAAACUGUGCAGGAGUGGGCUGUAUCGUUUGGCAAAGAGAUAGCUGCCCUGUCUGCCAGAUACUCUGGAGCUAAACUGCUGCAGAAGAAAUACAAGGACGUGGAGGGAGUGGUGAAGAUAGAGGAGGUGGACGGAGCGGAGCUGGUGAAAACGUUUGCCGAAGAGAUGGAGGAGAUGCUUGGGAGGAAGAUGAAAUCUGUGAAGAGGUUGGCAGAAGCAGCAGAGGAUGCUGACUUUUACCACGACUACAAUGAAACGAUGGAGUUUGACUACUACAACUCCCUGCUGAUCAACAAGGUGGAUGAGGACGGGAACGCGUUGCCGCUGGGAGGAGAAUUUCCUCUGGAGGAGAACGAGCACUUCAAUAAGCUUCCAGUCAACACGCAAAUGAGUAACAUACAAGUCCCUACUAACGUCUACAACAGAGAUCCAGACAUUCUGAAUGGAGUCUAUAUGUCUGAGGCUCUGAAUGAAGUCUUCAUUGAUAACUUCCAGAAGGAUCCAACCCUCACAUGGCAGUACUUUGGCAGCUCUACGGGCUUCUUCAGGCUGUACCCAGGGAUCCAGUGGAUUCCAGAUGACAAUGGCGUGGUCACCUUUGAUUCCAGGAACAGAAACUGGUACAUACAGGCGGCCACGUCUCCCAAAGAUGUGGUGAUCGUGGUGGAUGUCAGCGGCAGCAUGAAGGGCCUCAGGUUGACCAUCGCCAAACACACCAUCAACACGAUCCUGGACACACUGGGCGAAAACGACUUUGUUAACAUCAUAGCUUACAGUGACUAUGUUCGCUACGUGGAGCCCUGCUUCAAGGGCAUGCUGGUUCAGGCUGAUCUGGAUAACAGAGAGCAUUUCAAGCUUUUGGUCGACGAGCUGCAUGUCAAAGGAGAGGGCAAAGUGAAAAAAGCAAUGAAGGAGUCUUUCAAGAUCCUCAACGAGGCUGCAGCGCUCGGCCAGGGCAGCCUGUGUAACCAGGCCAUCAUGCUGAUAACAGACGGCGCUAUGGAGGACUUCCAGGAUGUUUUUGAAGAGUUCAACUGGCCAGAACGACGGGUUCGAGUGUUCACCUAUCUGAUUGGACGAGAGAUGACAUUUGCUGAUAAUGUUAAAUGGAUUGCCUGCAACAACAAGGGUUACUACACGCACGUCUCCACCCUGGCUGAUGUCCAGGAAAACGUUAUGGAGUACCUGCACGUUCUCAGCAGGCCGAUGGUCAUCAACCACGACCAUGACAUCAUCUGGACCGAGGCCUACAUGGACAGCGUGCUGUUCAACACUCAGGCUCAAAGCCUGCUCCUGAUGACCUCUGUGGCCAUGCCUGUGUUCAGCAAGAAGAAAGAGACUUUGUCUCACGGGAUACUGCUGGGAGUGGUAGGAACUGAUGUGGCCCUGAGAGAACUGAUGAGAUUAGCUCCAAGAUACAAGCUCGGCGUCCACGGUUAUGCCUACCUCAUCACCAACAACGGCUACAUCCUGUCCCAUCCCGACCUACGGCCUCUGUAUAAGGAAGGGAAGAAGCUGAAGCCAAAACCCAACUACAACAGUGUUGAUCUGUCAGAGGUGGAAUGGGAAGACACGGAGGAAAAACUGAGGACAGCCAUGGUUAAAGGAGAAACUGGAGGGAUGUCUUUAGACGUGAGAACUUCAGUGGAUAAAGGAACGAGAGUGAUGUUCUUGAAGAAUGAUUACUCCUACACCGUCAUCAAUGAGACACCAUUCAGUCUGGGUAUAGUGUUGACAAGGGGAUAUGGACAGUAUAUCUUCAUCGGAAACGUUUCUGUCGAGGAGGGGCUCCAUGAUUUACUGGCUCCAGACCUGACCAUAGCCAACGAAUGGACGUACUGCGAGACAGACAUUGACCCGGCCCAUCGUAAGCUGAGCCAGCUGCAGGCUGUGGUGGGAUACCUCACUGGAAAAGAACCAGAUCUGGACUGUGAUGCGCUGUUGUUGCAGCAAACCCUAUUUGACGCUGUGGUCACGGCUCCCAUGGAAGCCUACUGGACAGCUCUGAUGCUCAACACAUCUAGCAUGGAUGACAGGGUAGAGACGGUGUUCCUGGGGACCCGUUCGGGCCUGAUGAGAUUCCAGAGAUACACUGGUAUUGAGAAAAGAAUUGCCAAGUCUUUCCUGACCUCCGCAGACAAGGAGAAUAUGUUCACAUUGGACCAUUUCCCAGUGUGGUAUCGCAGAGCAGCUGAGUACCCAGCUGGACAGUUUCUAUACUACAUGCCCAGACAGGAGACUAGAGAUAUAUUCAGGGACUAUGAGGCUGACUAUAGCGCCACCUUGAGCGCAGAGGAGCUGGAGCUGGAGCUCCAAGCGGAGGAGGGAGGGAGGCAACGGAGGGAGGCGGAUGAUGAUGAUGUUGAGGAGGAGGAGGAGGCAGGGAGAAUACUGAUUGCCACCACUGCUGUCACUGUCACGGUGGGCAAGAAAACGGCCAUCGCUGGAGCCAUUGGUGUCCAGAUGACUCUGGAGCUGAUUGAGUCCAGAUUCUGGGCCAUCGCUGCACAGCCGAAUGACACGGAUUGCUCGAAGGUAGAGGGGGCUUGUCCUCUUCGGUGUGACAGCUUUGAUAUCGCCUGCUACGUGAUUGACAAUAAUGGCUUUGUCCUAAUUUCUAAACAGCGCAAUGACGCGGGGCGAUUCUUUGGUGAGGUUGACGGAUCGGUGAUGACCACACUAAUCAGAAUGGGCAUGUUCAAAAGGGUGUCCUUGUUCGACUACCAGGCCAUGUGUAAGAUGAACUCGCACUCUGUCAGCAGCGCCCGUCCACUUCUCAGUCCGUUCUAUGGAUUGGCUGCAGCCCUCAAGUGGUUUCUCUCCAACUUCCUGCUGUUUCUCCUGGAGUUUAACAUUUGUGGCUUCUGGCACUCAGACCACUUCGCUGACGCCAAGCCAUCUUUCAGCGUGUCCUCAGCUCAUAAGAAAAAAGGAGACAUCCUGCAGCCGUGUGACACCGAGUACCCCAGCUUCGUCUACGAGCCGUCAGUCAAAGAGACCAACAGCAUCAUCAAGUGCGGACGUUGCCAAAAGAUGUUUGUGGUGCAACAGAUCCCAGAGAGCAACCUGUUGCUGCUGGUGGUGCAGGCAGACUGCGACUGCUCCAGACAGUUCUCACCCAUCAACAUGGAGCCCAAGGAAGUCAAAUAUAAUGCCUCGGUGAAGUGUGACAGGAUGAGGUCACAGAAGAUUCGCCGACGCCCUGAGUCCUGCCACGCCUACCACCCCCAGGAAAAUGCCAAUGACUGUGGAGGAGCAUCUGUUAUAUCUCUCUCAGCCUCCCUCUUCCUCGCUUGUCUCUCCUUCUCUGCACUUGCUUCCUGAUGACGGACAACUUGGCUGUUUCGCCCAUUCUCAUUUAAAAGAGGAGACUGGAAUGAGUCAAGCGAUGUGUUUGGAUACUGGACACCUCAAGUGGAUUUCUUUUUUAAACUAAUACCGCACAUUUUGCUCACGAUAACCACAAACCUAGUCCCUCACGACUGACCUUGGAUGUGGUUUUUAAAGCAUUUAUUGGUCAACUCCUGGAAAUAUCACACGAACUGAAAAACUGCAAAGAAAUCAAGUUAAUGGGCUGUUGUUGCCAUGGAGACUUUUCCAUUAGUUUCUUUGUCACACACCACUUUGAAUCUCAAAAUGAAUAGGGACUAAAGAGAUGCAGGUGGUAGCCAACGUGCACUGGUGAUGGGGGAUUAUGAGUCAAAAGAUGCAACAAAAAGUCUGGGGGGGGAGGAAUAUGUCUCUCAUUUCCCAUAUCCCACUGAAUUGUAUAUUGCAGACACACAUGCAUAUUAUAUAUGCAACUGCAAGCAUGCACAUCGAACCCUUUAUCAUCCUGAAUGCUUCAUCUAUAGACUACACGCUUUUUCAAACCAUGAAUGAAAGAAGGGAGAGAAGGGCUACAGCCGAUACAUGGUAAACAUUGUUGUGUAACAUCAGUGUUGCUGCUAGAAUGUUUUACAAGGUCGUUUGCAAUAUUAGUUUCUGUGAAUCUUCUGCAAAUCUGAAAGGGCGACGGCUCUGUGCCAAGAAAGUAAUGGAAUUACAUAUACAAUUCACAUAAAUAAAAUUAUGUUAUAGAGAAGAUUUUUGAGUUCAUACAUCGAUUACAUCCCAAAAAUGUUUGUUUCUGUGGCAUUAUCUUUUAAACAAUGUCUGCCUUUCUGUCUUUAUCAGCUGUGUCUUUCUGUGUGUUUGUUCAUACUUGUAUUCAGUUAGUUUUGUCUGUUCAAUUGGAAACUGAAAUUCACAGGAUGUAAAUCUACAAUCACUCAUUCAAAAUGUAUUCAGAUAAAAUGCAAUCAUAAAAUGCAAUUACAUGGUACAAUGUAUUCAUCUACAAAGAUGAAGUUGUACCGAAACACAAAUGUGACUGGAAUUAAAACAAUAAUAUAAAAUAAUAUUUUAAGAUGACAUCCGUGCUGUUUGAGUCUACUUUACUCCCAUUGCCGUGUAAAGUUGUACUUACUAUAGUACUCGCCAUAAAUGACAAUAACAUUUUAUAAAUUCCUGAUCAAAAUAACAAUAAUGGAAGGACUGACUCUGGAAAACAAGAUGUCAUAUGAAAAAAAGGCCAGUGUAGUUUUCAUCUCAUAUAUGUAAUUGCAAUGUAAAUUUAACAGUGUAAAUCAAAUUGCAUAUAGGGUAUUUUUGUAUUUGCUUGUGUUUCAUAUUUUUAACUUCAGCAUUUCAUUGUAUUUUGGGCUGUGAGUGUUCCCGUAGCGUUUUUUUCUAUUGUAUCUCUGAAUCACCUUACAAAGCAUGUCUUUAAGUUACACACUGACGACAAAAUUGCCUGAGAAUUUGCCUGUUUAUGUCUGAUUUCUGUUUGUGAUUUCCAGUAUACAGUAUUCUGUAUAUUGUAUGAUUGACAUGUUCACAUUGUAUGUUGGUUGACUGACGCCAUGAUUUGUACCAAGUCAAUUAAACUGUCCACAUGGUUUUUGUACUGUA
Molecule: messenger RNA, 5314 nt
Organism: Acanthopagrus latus (yellowfin seabream)
Lineage: Eukaryota; Metazoa; Chordata; Actinopteri; Spariformes; Sparidae
Gene: cacna2d4a
Product: calcium channel, voltage-dependent, alpha 2/delta subunit 4a
Exons: 41
Coding region: 89-3685 (1198 amino acids)
Cellular component (GO): voltage-gated calcium channel complex
Molecular function (GO): voltage-gated calcium channel activity
Source: RefSeq, a predicted model, not a curated record